Messenger RNA from Brassica rapa (field mustard), 4994 nucleotides. Its product is annotated as putative NAC domain-containing protein 61. The record is from RefSeq and is a predicted model, not a curated record. Gene Ontology annotation, molecular function: DNA binding. Lineage: Eukaryota; Viridiplantae; Streptophyta; Magnoliopsida; Brassicales; Brassicaceae. Gene Ontology annotation, biological process: regulation of DNA-templated transcription.
AACUGGACUGGUCCAGCUCGGCGAUCCGCCAACUUGGACUGGUCCGGCUCGACGGAUGGCCGAGCUGAUCAUGUGUUCGCUCCAGUUCGGCAAUCCGCCGAGCUGGACUGGUUCUGCUCGGUGGAUGGCCGAGCUAGUCGUGUUGACGUUCCAGCUCGGCCAUCCGCCGAGCUGGACUGGUUCAGCUCAGCGGAUGGCUAAGCUGGUCACGUGGUCGAUCCAGCUCGGCCAUCCGCCGAGCUGGACUGGUUCAGCUCGGCGGAUGGCCGAGCUGGUCGUUUGGUUGAUCCAGCUCGGCCAUCCGCCGAGCUGGACGGUGUACUCUGUCCACCCUUCGAUAAAACGAGCAUAACGUAUGCUACAUGAUGCUGAUUGUCUUCAGACCGGUGGCAUUGGAAAGCUAACUCAAAGUUCUAUCUUGUGUCAAAAGAUGAGAUCAAUCAAACUAGGGAAGGUCUUCAUCCAUAGCUAAACAUCUGAAGCGUCUGUGAAGUUAUGCACCUGAAAAGGUCUGAACGAAUGACUUGGAUUGCUUGUUUGGUUUCAUGAUCCAUUUCUCUAGAGUAUUUUGCUCAGGAACUUUUGUCGAGAGUGUGUCGAGAAAGCUUUCAUACAGAAAUAUAAUUUUUGGACGUUUAUUUCUAGAUAACCGUUUUUGACACCAACAAUGUUUGCUUCUUAUUGUCGAUAAUAUAAUUCUAGAACAUCGUACAACCUUUUCAAUAAACAUUAUACAAAAUUUAUAUUGCGAGAAAUAUUUUCCCGAGACUUUUAGACAUUGAUUCCGUCGUGACCUUUUUUGACCCCAACAGUUAGCCCCCCAGCUCGUUAGAAUUGUGAGCUUUUAGUGUGAGGUUCUAGCGAGUGGCUUGGCAAGUUAGGCGGAAUUUAUGGUUGAAAAGUUCCGUCGUAAGUGGUCUUUUCGUUCUUCUGAGAGUGGAAUGCGAUAAGAUUGGGGCUGCGCCUUAUGACGGCUGCCUACGUAUCCUUGUUGAAGGGAUCAAGCCUUUCGUAGUUCGUCUUGGAGUUAAGAUUCUUAUGACCUAUUUUCCAGCGAGACCUUUACGGUCUAUAGUUUAUAUGUCGUGUAGAGGUUAUCAGGCAUGUUGCUGCCGAUGGCAUGUUAUAUGGGUGUAGAGGGAAGACUACGUGUUGUCAUCUUAUAAUCUAACUCUGUGUGAACUGCUAUAUCCGUGAUCUAUUUUGAGAGUUUUCCGCAGUGCCAAAACUUGCGGGAUUUCUGAAGACGCUCGAAUAUUAGCCAAGAGACAAAUUUUGGGAUCUCGUAUCAGGGUGUUUGAUAUUAUACCUAGAGAUGUUAGAGACCAAUGUGAUGGGUCCAGGGCAAGACCUAGGUCUAAUCACGGCUUUAGGGGGUGCGAUGACUACUUCGACUUACGUUUCCCGUAUCGUUUUUGACGUGAUUCUGUCCCGCUUUAAAGGCUGCAAUAUGUUCUCGGCUUAUGUGACUUGUAUGGUAGGAAUCGAGCAUCUUUUCGAGGACAAUUUUUAAGUCUCCCGGAAGUGGUGACCAAAAUUUUGAAUUUUUUUAUAUAGCACUAUUACCCUUGUGUCGGGUGUUCGAGAUCUAUCUCUGCGAGAUGACUUAGUCUGUUUAGGACGUUGAGAGUUUGUUGUGAUCAGCAAUAAACAUAUCGGUAGAUAUUACCGUUUUUGACUCUUCGCGAAGGAUACGUGUUUGAGAAGAUUUUAGUGAGUAUGACUGCUUGUUCUUCCAAGAAGGUGUUUUUAUCGAGGAAGGUAUUUUUGUCGAAAAAACUUAUUCUUCAAGCAUUUGGACGUCUCGCGAUACUGAAGGUUGGUUUUUCUUUUGCAUGCCGCAUUUUCGUGGUUGGAAUGUUUGCGGGCUUGAAGAUGUUUCGCGGUGUUGCAAGAGAUCUUAACCCUACGUCGGAGAAACAUUUUUGGUUUGUCUGCGGAUGUUCGCAGCCAAAACUAAUAUUUCUGUUUGGGUGCUAAUAGUUUAAUUUGCGAUCGAGGAAUUAGGACUGAGGGGUCGCGUAAAUUUGUCCAUAGGAAGAAGCAUUUUCUUUCAUAGUGCUUUGUGAAGUGUUGGCCUUCCGAGAUCUAUUUCAUGCAAUUUUGAGAAUGUUUCGUAUAGCUCUAAGAGCUACAAAUUUUUUCUUACAUGCCGCAUAUUAUGGAUAAAACAUAGCGGGCUUAAACUGAAUUGUGGAAUAUCGAACUUCGUCGACUGUCGACAAGUUUAGGUUUUUCGUUAACUGUUUGGUUAUUUGGAACUGAGUUUCGUAACAAAGAAUUUAGCAUAUGAUUUUCGACUGUGAGCUAUACGAUAAUUAUUCUCUUAAUAGUCACACGACUUUUUUAGACAAAUCGUAGAUUGUCGUUUAGCUGUUAAGUGAUGGAGCGAUGGUUUCUCAAAUAGUUUGGCUUGACGUGAAGGAUGUGUUCACUCAGAUAGCCAAAGAAGUUGUAGGUCAAGGAUUAGACCAUGGUACUUUCGUGUUAACAUUGGGUCAUGUUAGUUUAUGAUCGUCCUUAAAAGGGAUGCCAAAUUCUAGUUUGGACCUUUACUGGAAGGCGUAAUUGACCGAGGGCGAAAGAACGCUUGUCGAGAUUGAUAGGCUAAGUUUGUCGGAGUUAUCCGUGUUAAGAUGGCCAAUAGUCAUAGAAAAUGAUUCUCCGCUUUAGGUUUCAAUUAUACGAUGAAUAUUACGUAUAAUGCUCGACGUUUUAGGAGCAGGACGUUUCUUCUGCACGAAGUUUUCUGCAAAAUUUUGUAUCAGUAAAAUAUUAUGUUGGAAACAUAAUAUGCCGGAAGCAUGAUGGGAAUUAAGUAGGACGGGAGGCAAGCACGGCGGGAUCAAAGCACGGCGGGAUCGAAGCACGACGGGAAAAACCCAAAAUUGGACGAAACCAUGAUUUCGGUAUUAUAGAAUUUCUCGAGGAAACCGAAGGCUCGGGAAAUAUUAAACCUCAAUAUUAAAAUCAGUCUGGAGUUUAUUAAAAUUAUUUAGAGCAUCAAAACGGGAGCGAAAAAAUAUUUGGGAUUGAACGCAGGUCGAAAAUUUACCGGAAGAGUCGAAUGUUUUUAUUUUUUUAAUUAUUAGAACCUCAUUGAGAAUCCAAACGAGUUGUUCUAAGAUCUUCUUGAAUCCCCUAUUUGCUUACCUUCAACAUAUAUAAGAACGUGAACUGAUAAAUUGGUUAUUGAACUAUACACUAUCUGACGUGUUCAUGAUAAAAUGACAAAAACCGAGACACUGAGAAGUUGAAAAGUUACAGUGGCUAAAAUUAUUGCCAAUCUCUCAAUAAUUUUAGUAAGGAAUAGCUUCAGAGCAUAUAAAUUGGAUAAUUCAAGUACUUAAAGCAAUUUUGUGAAAUUUUAAAAAGUUUGUUGAAUUUAUGUAAACUUUUAAGGUAUUUAAUUUAUUUAAAAAUUAGUAUCCAAAUAGAUAACUCAAAUACCCAGUACCUUUUUUAUUCAUGUCUUUCACCAUAUAAGAAAAAAUCCCUAACAGUAGUUAUAUGAAUGGACACAAAAAAAGGAAAUGAUACGGAAAUUUCAAAAUGGGUCCGGGACUCCUGGUCGGGAUCCCGUCCCAGAAUAAUUAGGUAUUUAGUCGGAAACUAGUAAGAAGAAACCUUGACUGAUUCAAUGAUAUGGUAUGUGGCUUACAAAAAGCAGUCACUGUUCCAUAAGAAUUGACUAGCCUAGAAUUGACAUAAACGGUACCACAGAAUGGGCCCGCGCUCAGUUCCCAAACAAAGUAUGAAAAGACAAAUAGUAAUAAAUGAAAGAAAAGCCUUUUUUCAAAAACAAAAAUAAAUAAAUAAAGAAAACUAAAGUGGAAACGCGUAAAAAAAUUUCCUAUUUCACUCAGAAAACCCGAUCUCUACUUCGAAAUACUAGCACUUGCACCUAUUUAAACUCAUAGUGAGCCCAUGAAGUUUUCACACAGAAGCCAAAGUUUUGUAAACAUACACAAAAAGAAACUAAAAUGGUCGAAGAGCUUCCUCCUGUAGGGUUUCGCUUCUAUCCGACGGAAGUGGAGCUGAUUUCGUUCUACUUAAGAAUCCAGCUUGACGGAGGACAUGCUACCAUUUACAGCCUCAUACCCAUCCUGGAUGUGUUUAACGUUGAGCCUACUCAGCUUCCAAAUCUUGCGGGAGAGAGGUGGCAAGGAGACAGAGAACAAUGGCUUUUCUUCGUGCCAAGACAAGAGAGAGAAGCUAGAGGAGGUAGACCGAGCAGGACCACUAAUUCAGGAUACUGGAAAGCAACUGGUUCACCGGGGCCUGUGUUCUCACCGGAUAAUCGAGUGAUCGGAGUUAAGAAGACGAUGGUUUUUUACAUGGGGAAAGCACCUAAGGGGAGAAAGACAAAGUGGAAGAUGAAUGAAUAUAAAGCAAUAGACGAAACAGCCAGCGUAUCUACCAUCCCGAAGUUGAGGCACGAAUUCAGUGUCUGUCGAAUCUACUUAAAAUCUGGAAGCUCGAGAGCUUUUGAUAGACGUCCAACGGAAGGUUCUGGGACAGAGACAAAGCUUCCUAGCAAUGGAAUUGAGACAUCAUCUCACAACGCAAGACCAAUUUCAAUAGAAACUACACAAAGCAACUCAGAGAUGAUUGCUGGGAUAUCAAAACUCCUAGAGAGAAAGCUUCCUAACAAUAGAGCUGAGAGAUCAUCAUGUGCCACAAUAUCAACCUCAUCGGAAACUUCAUAUUCAGGGGGUGAAGACCAAGUUCAGUUACCCGUGAAUGUUACUACUACGCAAAGAAUUUCAGAUAUGAUUGAUGGGCUAUCACAACCAUUUUGGGAAUGGGAACAACUAAAUUGGUCAUAAACCUGUUAAAUUGCCUCUUUACUAUUAUUCUCUGAUCUCAUUUUUUUUAAUUGACAUAAUUUCUAAAGUUUUCAUAUAUGCAUCCCUUUUUGUGCUAAACAAUCUUGGGCUUCUUUCAAAAAUAAUUCAAAACUUGUGGUUAAACAAAAAAGUAACCUUACUUAA